UUCUUACGGUCUCAUAAACAGGCCAAACAGAAAUGAAGCUGAAGCUUAUCCACUGAUGCUUUUGAGUCUGCCAUGUCAACAGAAAUUGAAUAUUCCUUCUGCGUUAGUUUCCCUUCCUUCGAAAGUGCCUUCCCCCAGGAAUAAGUGAUACCAUUAAAGCAUCACGUUGUGAUUCCAAACCCGGUGAUGCCCGUUUGACUCUUGUGAAAAACCCUUUAGGACAGGCUGUAUGCAGGCAAGCAGCAGUUUCCAGGGUUGCUGUGACCCCAGGAAGCCUCGUUCAGCCCAUUACGUUUGGCUUUGGGCCGUGGUAGCUUGUCAGAGCUCCUUGUCUAAUUCUUCUUGGGCGUGCUUCAGGCUUGGCCACGUUUCCAAUGCGAUGAUGCAGAGGAUCUGGGUGAUAGGCUGCUGUCCUGUGCCAGUACUGUCAUGUAUUGCUGGGAAGUGCUUGAAUGGUUGGAGUGAUGUAGAUGUGUGGAGUAGAAGUUAUGUACAGGGCACGUGGAAGAGCAGCUUGUUCUGUGUAUCAGUUUUGCUUAAUCUGAGCUCAUGGGGGGCUUGUUGCUGCUUGUCCAGGCGGUUUAUGAUGACUUAGAUGAAUGCUUAUUGUUAACGCCAAGAUUUCUGCCAAAAAAGCGCCGGCUUCGUCAUCUUCGCAACAUUGCUGCCCGUAACAUCAUCAAUAAGAACGGUUACCGCCUCUUGGACACGUACUUCACUCUUCACCUGUGUGAUAACACCAAGAUAUACAAAGAGUUUUAUAAGAGUGAAGUGAUCAAGAAUUCUCUGAAUCCAACCUGGAGGAGCUUGGACUUUGGGAUAAUGCCUGAUCGUCUUGAUACGUCCGUCUCGUGUUUCGUUGUGAGGAUCUGGGGUGGCAAGAAGGAGCACUUCCAGCUUCUCAUUGAAUGGAAGGUCAAUCUGGAUGGAUUGAAGUACUUGGGACAGCAGAUACAUGCAAGAAACCCGAACGAGAUUAUUUUUGGUCUCAAUGAUGGUUAUUACGGAGCUUCAUACGAACAGAAGGAUCACUCAGGUACCCUGAAGAACAGUCUUCUCCAGGUGGAUCAGAACUGUGUUCGUAACUCUUACGAUGUCUUCUCUUUGCUUAGGCUUCACAGAGCCCAGUGUGCAAUUAAACAGACUCAGGUAACUGUUCAGAAAAUAGGAAGGGAGAUUGAAGAAAAGCUGAGAUGCACAUCUACAAGCAAUGAACUGAAAAAGGAGAGUGAAUGUUUACAGUUGAAGAUCCUGGUGCUACGUAAUGAACUGGAGAGGCAGAGGAAGGCCCUUGGUCAAGAAGUAGCUUUGCUGCAUAAGGGAAGGAAUACUUUACACGACAAAGGAAAUGAAUUUGAGACCGAGUACCGGAAGCUUCAGAAGCAUAAUGAAUCCUUGCAUGAAUUAAGAAAGGAAUGCACUGCAAAGAGAGAACUGUUUCUGAAGACAAGUGCCCAGCAGACCAUUCGAUGCAAGCAGCUGCUCUCAGAGCUCUCCUAUAUCUACCCCAUCGAUCUGAAUGAUCAGAAGGAUUACUUCGUUUGCGGAGUCAAGCUUCCGAAUUCUGAAGACUUUCAAGCAAAAGAUGACGGAAGCAUUGCUGUUGCCCUGGGCUACACCGCUCAUUUGGUUUCGAUGAUAUCCUACUUCUUACAAGUGCCACUCAGGUAUCCCAUCAUUCACAAGGGCUCCAGGUCUACAAUCAAAGAUAACAUCAACGACAAACUGACAGAGAAAGAGCGAGAAUUUCCUUUAUACCCAAAAGGAGGAGAGAAGCUUCAGUUUGAAUAUGGAGUAUAUCUUCUCAACAAAAAUAUAGCACAGCUUAGAUAUCAACACGGGCUGAGCACUCCAGAUCUAAGGCAAACUCUUCCUAACCUGAAAAACUUCAUGGAGCUCGGGCUCAUGGUUAGAUGUGAUCGGCACCACACAUCCAGUGCAAUUCCAGUUCCAAAGAGGCAGAGCUCUAGCUUCGGCAGAUUGGAUGUUGGCUUUUCCAGUGGGCUUCCUUCUCCGGAUAAAGGACUCCGAAAACGAGCCAGCACGGGAAACGAGAGACUGCAGUACAAAACUCCUCCUCCUAGUUACAACUCGGCGUUAACGCAGCCUGUAGCCAUCGCAGCCCGUGUGGGAGAAUUAGAUAAAAAACCCGGGUCGAUAUCUUCUUCCCUCGAUACCUCCAUGGACUCCUCGAAAGGAAAUAAGAAGGGAGAGGACUUGUGCGGCAGUUUAAAUGGAGAAAACGGGAGCCUAAACAACACCCAGGAUCAGCAGGAGUCUUUCCUAGGACAUAGUAGUGCAAUAAACGGGGCGUUGCUGCCCGGUGAGUGUUCCAGCACCGCAAGCAGCGAGCAGCCUUGUGAGUUUCGGCCCUCGCUCGGCCCCGUCCUUUGCUGCACCGUGGAGCAAGCAGAGGAGAUAAUGGGGUUGGAAGCGACAGGGUUCACCACGGGAGAUCAGCUAGAAGACUUGAACUCCAUCCCGGUGGAGCACGCCGUGGCGGUGGAGUGCGAUGAACAGGUCCUAGGGGAGUUUGAGGAGUUCUCUCGGAGGAUCUAUGCACUGAAUGAAAACAUGUCCAGCUUCCGCAGGCCGCGUAAAAGUUCGGACAAGUGAGCUGGGGCAGGGGUUUUGGUAGCGGACGUUGAGGUGGAAUCAGUGAUCUGGAAUAGAGAUAAAAUUGCACUUAUUCUUUAUAUUAAUUAUAUAAAUAUAUAUAAAAAAAAAAAAAGCUAAAGCUAUCCCAAUGGUGUUAGAACAAACGGACUUGUUACUGAGCACGAUAACACAGGAUCAUGGUAUAUUCACAGCCCAGGAAAAUUUUGAUUCUGCUUCCAGCCCUCUUAUAUCUGGUAUUUAUAACCUGUUGGGUUUUGUUUAUUUUUCGGCAGUGGAGUCCAUUUGUAAGUGCUUUCCUGGAAAAAAACCCUUCAAGUGCUGAUCAGGCCCUCCUAUGAAAAUUUGUUUUCUUAAUUAUUAUUUAGAGUUAAACUUAUUUCAAUCUUUUCAGAAGUUAAAAAAAAAAAAGAAAGUGAAUUUAAAAUUACAGUUAUGAUAAGACCUCUUUAUGUUCUCCCAUGCACUCCUGUGCUUUCUCGAGCCGUGCGGUCGGCGUGACAGAAAUGCCAUGAAUUUUGGGUAGUCAGACCGCUUUCUCUCGGCUCUGCUGUGCAGUCCUGGAAGUUUGCACUGAUGGGUCUUCAGCUGAGGGCGUGCACUUGACAGAGAGCUGAGCACCCGUGGUUUCCCUGUGCCUGAUUCAUCAUCUUCACGUUUCCUCCUUUCCUCCACUCUCAGCCGUGUAGAGACCUUGAGGACCCAAUCACCUCCAAGGUUUGUUAGAAAAGUCUCAUUUCUCGUUCUCCAUUUCACUUCACGCGUUCUCUCCAAGCUAAUCAGUGGAAGCCUCACGAGUACACGAUGUGAAUGGGGCUCACCCGCUGUGCUCAGCGCUUGGAAUUAGGCGAGCUUGUGGAAUCACUCCACCCUCCGUAGAAGGGAGGCACUUGGCAUAAUUCACCUAAGUUAAUAUCCCUUGAACCAGACCAUCUGUGCGUUAAGGAAGAGCCUUCCGGCGCUGGCUGGAGCUUUGUUGUGGGGCCACUCACCCCUGGCACGUGUGUUUGGCUAACUAACAGGAAAGCAAUUAGCAGCUCGCUUUGUGAUUCCUGGUAUUUGUUUGAGUUUGGAUUCCAUUGCUCUUGCUUUCUAUAUUGUAUACCCAAGAAUUCAGGCUCGGUCAUGAGCUCUCAAAUAUAAAAAAUAUAUAGCUUCAUCGUGCCUGGCUUUUUUGUUUUCCUCCCUGAUCCAUGCUUUCUUUUGAACCAGUGACCUACUCUCUCUCCUAACGUCACCGUAAAGCUAGUCUAAAUUAACUUCUUAAAAUGUGGAUAUGUGUAAUCUCAGCUAUCUGUUGUCAAGACAAGAUGUGUAUGUGAGAACCAGUAUGCACAAUAGCACCAUUCUAGAAUAUGCAUUUUUCAGGUAACACUUUAAUGACUGUAUUAAAACUAUAUUCACGUUUCUUCUGUUAGCUUUAA
Messenger RNA from Numida meleagris (helmeted guineafowl), 4040 nucleotides. RefSeq names its product UV radiation resistance associated (gene UVRAG). Gene Ontology annotation, molecular function: SNARE binding. The record is from RefSeq and is a predicted model, not a curated record. Gene Ontology annotation, cellular component: lytic vacuole; endosome. Gene Ontology annotation, biological process: SNARE complex assembly. Bases 550 to 2616 code for a protein of 688 amino acids. Lineage: Eukaryota; Metazoa; Chordata; Aves; Galliformes; Numididae. The transcript is spliced from 15 exons.